GCACAUUUAUGAGGUCUUCGAUGACUUAAACAUUUAGACAGGAUAUUGUAUAUUUCUCAGGAACUAAAAAACCUGCGCAUAACAAUGAGAUUUCUCAUGGCAGCUAACAUGAACCUGAACUAAGAAGCACUAAUAUAAAGUGGAAUAUAACAGUUUAUUCACCAAAGAUGAAGUUAUUCUGUGUUCUCUGGAUCUGGAUUGGUCUGUCAGCUACUGAUGGGAGUAGUGUACAUGGAUAUAAAGGGAACUACAUCAAUAUUUCUUGUUCCCAUAGCUGGGCUUCAGACAACAAAAAGUUUUUCUGCAGAGAUCCAUGUAAUGACAAGAAUGAUAUUUUAGUAAACUCUGACAAGUCACCUAAAGGAAGAUACACACUGAAUGACUAUGGAAAAGGAGUCUUCAUUGUGACCAUCACUGAUCUAAAGGAGUCUGACUCUGGGGUUUACUGGUGUGGAGUGGAGAGAUCAAUUAAAAACACACAUCGUAAAGUCGAACUGACAGUAUCUAAAGAACAACCCAAAAUUCCAAAAACAGUGACACAUCCGCAAUCCUCAACAAAAAGUGUAAUCUCCAUCUCUUUAACACUUGAUGAUUUCUCCAGUUCUUCUACAGCAGAAUUUAAAUAUCCUGCUUAUUCAUCCAGACCUGCUUUUUAUGAGAAUGCUACACAAUCUGAUUAUCAGAUGUUCACUCCCGUCAUUCUGACUCUCGUGGUGAUUAUAUUUGCAGUAGUUCUCUGUUUAGUUUACAUGCGAAAGAGAAAAUCACACAAUUCUGAUGCUGAUGGGGAAAUGCAACACACCACGUAUGCCACAGAGACUGCUGGUGAUUAUGAGGAGAUCACAGAGACCCAGCAGCAGAUCAGUACACACUCCACUUAUUGUAAUGUGACUAAAACUCAUACAGCCAAUCAAAACCAAGAUCUCCCACCAUAUUCCCUCCUCUCAUUUCAGCCAAGCUGCACCAAACAAUCUCCAAAUGACAGUGCUGAUUAGGGCUGUGGAAAACAAGUUGACUGGUCAACUUUUCUGCGUUGUGGUCCUGUAUUAAAAAAAAAUCCAACCCAGGCUCAUUCUGAAACCGUACUCCUAAAUACAUUUUUGAAGAGCACCAAAUACGUCCCAGGAGGUACAUUUUUUGCAGUUUUUUGUUUUUGCGAAUCCACUAGAGGCCCCUGUGUAUGCUUUUUAAGAUGUCAAAUUUCUCUCAGGAGUGCCAUUCACAACAUCAGAGGCUGGUAUCUACUGACUGACUGACCGAUCAACUGACCCAGCCUCCUCCUUCCCUUAACCCAACCAAUAGUGUUUUAAAAAGCACUAAUUGACCCAUCCACCCACUUUCCCAAACACAAGCAACAGCAAUCCAGAAAAAGUCAAGCUUUCCUGAUUUUAACAAUUUUUCAGAUUUUACCAAAUUCUCACUGUUUAUUUUAUUUUCUGGCUUUUGUUUUUGUCUAACACGCUUUCUGGAACCGUUCUUUGCCAGACUCGAACCCGGUCAUCGCGGUAAGGGCUCGUUUCCACUAACUGGUACGGUACGGUAUGGGUCACCUUUGUCAAGCUUGCGUUUCCACUACCAAGGGUACCCUUUUGGUGGGCGUGGUGUACCACAGAAGUUUCAGUCGACGUCAUUCUCGCUCGAGGAAAUGUCUACAAUAAAGCUGUACAGGUCGCUCACAUAUCAUAUGAGAAGCACUUCUCACAAAACAGAUCUUUCAUACACAAAAAUACUUGUGUAGAAAUGUUUAUUACUAACUUUUCUAUGAACAUGAGUUGAUUAUAACUGCAGAUCAAUGACAGUGCGAAACAGCCUACUGUAACGUCUGUAAUUAUAUUAAAUAAAUAAAUAAAUGAACAUAUAUAAACACAUACAGCCCCUUACAGUCUCCGAUAUGUUACCAAUUACAGAAGAACUACACACAGCAGACAUUUCGUCCGUAUUUAGGUUAAAAAACAACAGAAAAUAUAGCAUACAGUGAGCGAAAACCUCUCAUCUGUGUCUGUAAUCUUCAGCAGCACAUGUAGCCUCUGUUAGAGAACAAUUCCAUCAUUCUGAGUUCAUAUUAGUCCAAAAGGGGAUAAUAACAAUAAUAGUUAAACAAGGCAGUGCUCCUUUUUUCCGGCUUCUCCUUUGUUUUUUCGCGCUUCACUCUCGUGUUUGUCAGUGUCUGACAGGAUCGGGUUUCAAAAGCACGUCAAUAAGCAAGUGCAGGUUAUUAUCAUCAGCUCAAGAAGUUUGUUAUUUCAGAUAUAGACGCGGACGCGAGCGCAAGCAAGAAAGCGAAACGGCUCGCGCCUCAGACUGACUCGUAAAAAACUACGGGGCACAGGGUAAAUCUGCUCUUUUUCUUGGCUUUGUGGCUGUUCAUCAUGAUGACGGCAAGGUUUGUUUGAGCCCAGGUCGACCAUGAGUCGUUAUUAUAUGCAUAUAUAAUUCUGCUGUAAUGUCUCGGCUCGUCGGCUGUGUGUUUCAAACAUGGCGGGUUUUUUGUUUUCAUUCUGGCUUGUUGCGUAAGCGAAUGACGCCUCUGUAAACCAAUAGCAUUCAGCUGCGCGUCUAGCUCCGCUUUUUGGUACCUUUUCUCGUGUUUGGUACCCUUUCGAAAAGGUGCUGAAAAAGUAGUACAGUACGGUACGGUUUGGUUCGGUACGCCUUUUGACAGUGGAAACGGCCAUAAAAGCGUACCAAACCGAACUGUACCGUACCACUCAGUGGAAACGGGCCAUAAACUCCACUUUAUGUCACAAGUCUGCCAACGUAAAUGGCGAGCUACUGAGCAAACUGGUAACAGUGGGACAGCUGUCCACACGGAGGUAAGCGGUCAGCUGGUAAGCGCAAAAAAGGAACAGCAUCAUACCGCCCCAUAGCAUUCAUUUUAAAGACAAAUUGCAGGCAUAUGUUCCUCUGGCUAUAUAAUUGAUGAUCUACAGAAAUUUAUACAGGGGUACAUUUUCAGAUUGAGCCUACAUUGAAAAUAAUCCCAUAACAUUAAUGUUACAAAUUACAUUUUUAAUUUACUGCAUUCAUUAUUUUGAUGUGUACAUAUUGUAGCAGAAAAACUGUAUAUUAUUUUACCCUACAGACGUUUUGUGUAGGCUAUAUCUAUCUAGCAUUUAACAACUAAGCUUUGUUUAUACCCUUGUUAUAUUACCAAUUAUGACAGAUAAUGCUAUAGUGUUUACACAGAUGCAAAGUGUUGUCUGUGUACAUGUCAUUUUCAGUAACAAAAGGCAAAUUUAAACAUGGACAAAAAAAUCAGUUGCCUUGAUGACUAACAAGAGUAACUUUGAAUAUGUUGACUUAUCAUUAUUUUUAUUUAAUAAUUGCAUUUCUACAAUUGUGUUUGUACUUUCUGGUUCAAAAUUGCAUACUAAUAGCAUCCAAUAAUGAUAGCAUGUUUGAUUUAUAAAAUUCUGAUGUACAUUUUUUUGGAGUGGCAGGGGACAAUCAGAGAUUCUGAUGAUUGUACGACCAAAAACCCAUUCAAGUACAGAAAUUCAGGAAGUGAACUCGCAAAAUGUAAAUUGUAAAUGUGGGACAAACUCUUAAACUUUCAAACUCUUCGAUAAAAAUACCAAUCCCACAGAGACUGUACUGUUUAAAGUGUUAAAAGUAAAAUGAAGAACAACAAAUACAUGUAACUAAUUCAACUUUCUUUGCAUUGUUCCUCUUAUUGCCCGUUACCUGGUCCUGUUCUGAUAUUUCUCUAAUGACAUCCUGUGCUGCAAUUUCAUUUAAAGUAUUAUUUGUAUAUUGGACAAUGCAUAUUUGUAUAUUUUAUACUACUCCUUGUUGAUUUUGUGUAAUCUCUGUGCACCCAGGGUCU
This is a messenger RNA of Danio aesculapii, 3826 nucleotides long. Its product is annotated as CMRF35-like molecule 1. Bases 168 to 995 code for a protein of 275 amino acids. The transcript has 7 exons. The record is from RefSeq and is a predicted model, not a curated record. NCBI's taxonomy places the organism in Eukaryota, Metazoa, Chordata, Actinopteri, Cypriniformes, Danionidae.